GGCAGGGGGCGGCCCCGGGCUCCCCCCCGCCCCCGGCUCCCCGCGCCCCCGCCCGGGGCUGAGGCGGCCGCGCUGAGCUCAGGCUCCUGCGCUGGCGGGAGGGCGAAGGGGCCUUCGCGGGAGGACCCGACUGCGCCAGCAACAUGGCCGCGUCCAGCCGGGCCCAGGUGCUGCGGCUGUACCGGGCCCUGCUGCGGGAGAGCCAGCGCUUCACCGCCUACGGCUACAGAACAUAUGCCAUCAGAAGGAUAAGAGAUGCCUUCAGAGAAAACAAACAUUUAAAGGAUUCAGAAGAAAUACAAACACUAGUGAAUAAAGCAAGAACAAACCUAGAGAUUAUUCAUCGGCAGGUUACCAUUGGUCAACUCUAUUCAACCCAGAAACUUGUUAUUGAGAGUCCAGAAAACAGAGAUAAUCUGAUCAUCUAGCACCAUGGGACCAUCCUCAGCAUUCUGUAGUGCUGCACAUCCAUAGCAUAUCCAACAUAGUAUGUAUGCACCCUGCCUGAGUUUGAAAAACUUAUCUGUCUAGUAAAAGAUAAAGCUUUUGAGAUGCUCAGUUUUUGGCAACCAAAACAGUCUAGAAUUUCUCUUCUCAUGGUUCAUGCACUAAAAUGUACUGCUAAGCCUACAUUAGCAUGUAAUGUAUUCCUAAUAUCCCCAUUGCUAGUAUUUCAUGUGUAAUGAGACUGUUUCUUGGCCUUAUUUGACAAUAAAAUUCCAUGAACCAAA
Molecule: messenger RNA, 731 nt
Organism: Mauremys reevesii (Reeves's turtle)
Lineage: Eukaryota; Metazoa; Chordata; Testudines; Geoemydidae
Gene: LYRM4
Product: LYR motif containing 4
Biological process (GO): iron-sulfur cluster assembly
Cellular component (GO): mitochondrion; L-cysteine desulfurase complex
Source: RefSeq, a predicted model, not a curated record